AUGGACGCGGAAAGGAUACGUGGCUGGCUGACGGCGCCGUUCGGUUUCACAACGGUUCCAGUCACCACGUUGGCCGUCGUGCUCUACGCCUUGUUAUUCUCUCUGGUCUCGCGUUCUGACCAGCUCUAUGAUGUUCCAAAGGACACAAGUGGAUUGAAUGUGGAUAGGGCAUAUUUUGACUUGCACCAGAUUACUGCGCGUCCGCACCCAUACCUAUCACAUGCCAACGAUGAUGUGCGGACGUACCUCCUGUCGCAGCUCAAACCCAUCGUUGCUGAACACGAGCACGUCCACCUGUCAGAUGACCUGCUUUCCAACGCAUCUUGGGUCAUUAGAGGGUAUGGCGUGUAUUUCGAGGGGACGAACAUCCUCGUCAAGAUUGAUGGGACGGAUAGCUCACUGUCCAGACCAGACUCCAAGCCGACUGGUGUGCUCUUCUCCGCGCACUACGAUUCGGUCUCUACCGGUCCUGGCGCUACAGAUGACGGCAUGGGGAUCGUGACGUUGCUGGAACUUGUCAGGUACUUGUCCAACCCAAAGCAUAGGCCGAGACGGACGGCCGUUUUCUUAUUCAACAAUGGGGAGGAAGACGGUCUGAAUGGGGCAUACGUGUACUGGAAGCACCCUUGGUCCAACCUCACUUCCAGCUUCAUCAAUCUGGAAGGGGCUGCAUCAGGAGGCCGACCGCUACUUUUCCGUUCCACGUCUCUGGCACCUACACGCGCCUUUCUCUCGAGCGCCAUCCGGCACCUGCAGGCGGACGUCGUGACCGGCGAUGCGUUCAAGCGUGGCGUUAUAAAGAGCCAUACCGAUUAUGAAGUGUACGCGCUGGGCCUGAAGGGCAAGGCGGAGCCGAUGGCUGGCCUAGACGUCGCGUUCUACAAGAAUCGUGCAUACUAUCAUACGACACGGGACUCGGUGCCUGGGGUGGGUUAUGGACAGGGUCGAAAGGCACUGUGGGCGAUGAUGGAGGUUGCGAGGGGAGCAGGAGUCGCGCUGCUGAACGUCGACGAAACGUCCGAUGACAAUGGGCAAUCUGGAGUGUACUUUGAUCUUUUGAGAUCUAAGCUCGUGCUAUUCUCGCUGCACUCGCUCUUUGUGACCAACGUCAUAUUCCUUGUCAUCGGACCUCUUACGACGUUCGUUCUAUUGGUCGUUCUGCGGUUCGGGACUAAGAAGCCUUCUGAGGAACGCGCGGCUGAGCAACACGCCACAAGUGGAACAUGGGUCAGAACUAAAGAGGUCCUACGAGUUCUAAUAGCUUGGAGCCGGUUCUGGGUGGCGCUCAUAUUGGGAGUAGCCGCUCAAAUCGGCGUCGUAGCCGGCUAUCUCAGCGUCAACCCCUACGUUGUCCAUGCUCACCCAUUUUUGGUGCUCAUGACGUUUCUGUCCCUCUCCUUUCUCGUGAUCGCCUUUCCGAUUCAGUUGCUUCAGCGGCUUCUGCCUUCCCCACCAUCCUCGCAGAAGCUAGCUAUGCUACUCGAACAUUAUGUUUUCACCUGGAUCCUGCUCAUCGCCGCCACAGUCCAAGUCAACAAAAAUCAGAUCGGUGGUGGAUACUGGAUUACUGCAUGGAAUAUUUGUGCAUGGCUUGCGCUGUCGGUCGCAUUUAUUGAAGGAAGCGUACGGGCGCGGAGGAUGGGAGACGCGGGCAACAAAGCGGCAUUUGACAUGACUGUGGACGAUGUUCACGAUGAGAGCAAUGACACGGGCCGCCGGUUUGUCAGCGGCGUGCUGUACGAAGUCCCAGAAGACCCUCACCACCCCAUAGACGAGCAGGAGCACAGUGACACUCAGGGCGAGAUUGUUGAGACGGAGCCAACGGAGAUUACGCCCCUAAUGCACCAGAGCCGCGGAGUUGCCAGCGCAGAUGCAGUGCAUGCGAAAUAUGACGAGUUUGGCUGGUGGAUCUUGCAGCUCCUUGUGGGCGUGCCAAUUACUGCGCUGCUCCUGUUCCAGCUGGAGCUUCUUCAACUGCAAGCGAUGAUGAAUACGCUGGUGGACGGAAGUAGCCCCUUAAUUGUUUAUGGAGCCCUCUCGGUACUAUCGAUGUUCAUUUUCAUUCCUCUGGCACCGUUUGCACAUAAGCUCCACUAUGGACUCACGCUCGUCGCAUCAGUCCUUCUCGUUCUUGGACUGGUGUUUUCUUGGACUGCGUUGCCGUUUACCCUAGACAAGCCCUUCAAAGUAUUCGUGCAACAGCAAGUUGAGGUUGACCUACCUCCUUACGAUUCAUUGUCGACUCCCUUAGCUGUCAAUGCCGGCAACGCUGAAAUGUCGGUGAUUUUUCAGCAGAACAGCUCGAACAGGGUUGUGCGAGCUGUAACAUCCCUGACUGGGCUGCACGGUUAUGUCGACCGCCAUAUCGUACGUGACAUGCCGUCAUCCUGGGGAAAGGACGUGCAAUGUCAUGAGGACACGUUGGUCCGACCAGGCCUGUACGAAUGUUUGUGGGAGAGCGAGCUCCUGCCCUGGCCUGGAGGGAACGAGACGGAGGGACCUCACGCGCAAUGGAUCGACGUCAAGACGACGCGACUGAACGACACUAGCGCAAUGAUAUACGUUAAAGGGACCAAUACACGUGGCUGCAGACUGUACUUUGACAAGCCGAUCAGCUACUACAAGAUCCGUCGCUCGGACGAGGAGGACGCGCCACAGGUGAGCGGUACCGAUGGACAAUUCUUGCCCGGAUAUGAGAUGCCUGCGGAGGGCGUGAAGGAGGUGAGGCUGUGGACACGGACGUGGGAGAGAGGAUUCUCGGUGGAGUUUGGAUGGAAUGGCACAGAGAACGACUCGAGCUCUGCCCAUAUGCAAGGGCGGGCUGCAUGCGAGUGGGCAGAGUAUGCCAGUGGCUCCGCUGGUGGGAGUACUCCAGUCGCACGUAGCGGCCUGAUUCCUGCGUUGGAAGAGGUGAAGGCGUUCCUUCCCUUGUGGGCACUGCCUACCAAGUUGACCGAUGGGCUGGUGGAGGUGUGGACUAAGUUCUCGAUUUGA
Laetiporus sulphureus 93-53 is the source of this 2994-nucleotide messenger RNA. RefSeq lists its product as uncharacterized. Gene Ontology annotation, biological process: proteolysis. The transcript has 8 exons. The record is from RefSeq and is a predicted model, not a curated record. NCBI's taxonomy places the organism in Eukaryota, Fungi, Basidiomycota, Agaricomycetes, Polyporales, Laetiporaceae. Gene Ontology annotation, molecular function: metalloexopeptidase activity. The coding region runs from base 1 to 2994 and encodes 997 amino acids.